Molecule: messenger RNA, 3165 nt
Organism: Ectocarpus siliculosus
Lineage: Eukaryota; Phaeophyceae; Ectocarpales; Ectocarpaceae
Source: the annotation of a GenBank genome assembly
AUGCUCGCCAGCCUGAGGGAGAGACUGGAGAGCGGCCCGGUGCCUUCGGCGUUUCGGUUCGCUGGGCGUGGUCGCGGUUGCUCGCCCCACCUCUCCGCGUCGCCGAUGUUUUCGGGAACCGGUGCGGGAACGGCGACGGAACACGGGGCGGCGGCAGCGGCGGCGCGGCCGGCGGCGGCUGCGGUAGGUGCUGUCCCCGCCGCCGCCUACGGUGCGUGUGCAUCGUACUCCGGGUGCGCCUCGCACGAUGGCGGUGACAAGCGAGACUUCUAUGUGCUCGAGAACAUGGAUCUCCUGGACGACGCCGACGAGAAGACGGGGACCGCCGCAUCAGCCAGCCGCAAGGAUAACGACGACGGUAAGAUGAAGACCGGCGCCAUCUACGGCAACCAGUCCAUCGAUCAGUCCAUCGCCGAAGCGCUGAUGGGGAUCGGAGGCCGCCCGGCGCUUCAGGUGAUGCGGGUGAGCGGGCUUGACGCGGCGCUGACGCCUUCCAGUGGCCCGUCCGACAGCACGGAGGAGGAACAGGAGGAGGCGUCGCCGGCAGAGAGCAAGAAGAGACAGCGGCACCGGUGCGAGGAGCUUGACAUCGACGAGGACUACCUCGGCAAGAUCGACGUUAUGACGGAAGAGGUGUCGUCGGUUGUGCAGAAGAUUCUGGCCGCCGCAGCCAGCGUCGCGCCGCCCACGCCGCCGCUCACCCCCGCAUCCGCGAUGUCGUCUCCCGCGGAUUCUUUCCACGGGUCGACCCGGGCCGUGUUCUUCGGGAGCGGCUACAACGAGAAGGACAGCGGCGUUAUCUUUGAGAGCGUAAACGCAGACUCUCCGCUGUUGCCGCAGGUGGUACCGCGCUCGCCGGGUGUGGUCGACACCCCCCCUCCCCGGUUCCCGUCGCCUCGCGUGUACCUCACCGCCGACGGCCUCAACAUGGAUCUCUGCAUCCUGGACGGGGUCAACUCGGAUGGCGGUUUUGGUGACGUGGUGUUCAUGAAGGACAAGACCACCAAGGAGUCUUUCGCAUUCAAGAAAUCCAAAGACACGCCGGCCGGACGCCGGCAGAUGGAGCGGGAGGUGGCGGCCCUGAGCGACGUGCGGGGCAAGGUGUCCCACGUCGUGCACGUCCAAGAGAUAUCGUCGACCAGCGGCGCGCCCAUGCUCCUCAUGCGCAGGGAGCCCGGCACCCUGAGCUCGAUGCUCUGCAACUGCUUGAACACCGACCCCCGGGCCCUCGUGAGGGUGCUGUGCGGCGUCCUCACCGCAGUCGGCGGCCUCCACGAUAUGCAAUACGUCCACCGGGAUAUCAAGCCGAACAACAUCCUCGUGGACGGCCACGGCGACGCCAGGCUCACGGACUUCGGGAUGUGCCUGAAGAUGGACGAGGCGCGCCUUCGCGAGAACAUCGGGGACGGGACCCCGUGCUACUCGGCUCCCGAGACGUCCGACCCGCGGGGAGGGGGAGCGACGGUCGUCUCCGAGAUCUACGCCGUCUCGGUCGUGCUCGUGGAGGGCAUGUUGAACAAGUGUGCUUUCGGAGAGGAGGAGCUCCUCGAGGCAGCCGAGGACCGCCUUCAGGUGCUCGAGGUCGCGCGGGAAGACCUCCUCGAGAAGAUCGAGGACGAAAUUCAGGAUGACGAAGACGAGGCUGAGCUGGAGGAAGUGCGGAUCAAGGAGCACUACCUAGGCGUCGUCGCUGAAGACGGCUGGGUGCCGAAUGAGGAAGCCAGGGCGAAGCUGGACCAGCUGGGACGUCCGCUAAGCUUCUUCAUGGCACAGUCUGACGAGAGGGGCGAUGACAGCCUCAGUUUCGAAGAGAAAGGGACCGCGGCCCGCCGGGAGGCACAGGCACACCCCCGCAGGCUGUUCGAGCACAACUGGGUGGAAUGGCUCACCACGUCCUCCCGGGCGGCCAGCGACGAGGGGCUCCGCCAGGUGAUCGCUUUCGUCCUCGACCGGGGGAUGAUCGACCCGAGGCCCGAGGCCAGGCCACAGACCGUGGAGGCUGCGAAGGAGCUUCUCCGACUGGCGCUCGCGAUCUACGAGGUGGAGGCGGCAUCGGCGGAAGGAACCGAGCAGGACGACGCGUAGGCUGUCUGGAUGUACAAACAUUACUGUAUGGGAGCACGGAAAUGAGAGGACUGGAAAAGAGGGGAGAGGAAAGGAGGGAGAAACGGCAGAGAACCCGUUGUAAUAGAGAGAUUCGGAGGAGGAACGUGGCACAGAGGUAGAGGUGACGCGGAAUGGUACCCAGGCCGCAGGCCGUGGAGGCCGCGAGCAGUGUUGAGGAGGUGAAGAAGAACGAGGUAGCGAUUGUUGCUACAUAUAUAUAGGAACCAAAUAUCAAAGACCGAGCUGGGAAUGGUGGUAGAGGGACGGAGGAGCGGAGACUUGCUUUGGCAGAAGGCGUUGGAGGAGAUGGAGGAGAUUGUUGUGUAGGGAGGGACGGAGGAGGGGAGAGGGGAGGGGAGGGGAGGCGAUGUGGAUUGGUUGUACGAAGACAAGGAGGAUGAUAUCUUCAAGAGGACGACAUGUGUUGGUCGUGAUGUUGCCAGAAAGACAGUUUGCUGCCCAUACGGCAGCUUACGGUGUAGGAGAUUUAAUGUUGACCCCCCAUUCACCGCCUGAGAUGUGGGCAGCGUUUUUCUGCUGCUGCAGGCCUCUGGCUGUGGUGUGUGACUAUUCCUCCAACGGCGUGUACUGAAUUUGCUGUUCUGGGUCUCUCCCAGUGCAGGAUUGCUCGAACGAGGGAACGCAUUGACUGUCUGUGUCUUCCGUUCUUGGACUCUUAUGAAUGUGCUUGUUUGAGGUGUUUAUGUCGCUCCGAUGCGGUGUUUCGAGAGGGGGCGUCAACUAUUUUUUUCGUGUAUAGGCCGCCAAGGCGAGGACGGUGAUUGGGUGUAGCUAGACCCACGGGAGGCGCCCAUUUGGCACAUGUUUGGAUCGGAUGUGCUUUGUUCAUCCCAGGAUGAGGAUGUUUCGAAAGGAGUGGUCGGUGCGUUUGCUGUUCUGCGCCUUUCGCGGUGCAGCAUUCCUCGAUACGAUGGGAUUUAUUUAUCGCUGUAUACAUGUACACCAAGGCUGUUCGAGGUACGAGGAGGGAGCUUUUGCUUCAUGGAGAGAGCGUCAGGUAGACGAGGUGUUAUAACAGGCCGCGAUGCCGGCUGUUUG